UCUAGACUAAACACAAGACGCUCUGUAGAGACGAGUUAUAACUAUAGCUGAUUUUUAUUUGGUUUUAAAACCCGACUACUUUCUUGUAUUGAGAGCCGUGGUGUUAAUUACGCAACUCGACUUUUGUCGGCCUAAUUGCGAGAAUCACUAAUCUUAUUCGUCUCUUAUGUCAGUUUCACUCUGUAUGGAGUUGCAUUAGAUUAGGAAGCGCUGGGUUGUAUAAUAAGGACAGGUUUCGCAACUUUAUAUGGAUGGGAAACUAAGUUUAUUACUUAUAAUGGGUCGUCAUAAAACUGUAGACGCGUAUAACGUGAGAUCGCAUACAUUUAAAAUGUCAAAAUUGCUGUAUUUGAAUAGUUUUUAUCUGACUUUGUCAUUCACCCAUGCAAAUGUGAUUAGAGAACUCUCAAACUGGUCUAUUGCAAUGAAAAUGUAAUAAAUGAUCAAUGGUUAAUAAAUCCAAAAUACGAAUAUGUUUUAUGUUCUUUUACGAUUGCGAUUAUUUAUGCGUAAAUUACUGUGGUCUCUGUUUCACUGAAACAUUACUGGAUCAAACCGAAACGCUGGUUUUACACCAAACACCUGUAAUAGAGUCUAACGUUACUCACGUGGCUUUUAUUAAUAAACUUCAGUAUGCCACGAGGUUUAAUAUGUAUCAACAUGAACCUUCGCUGUUCAACAAGUGUCGCUCAUAGCUUCAUGCUUGCAUUGCACGCAGGUGUCUUAAAUCAAAUAGCCUACUGCUCCCUAUGUAGUGAUGUUUGUCUAAAUGCAAGGUAAUGCAUGUUUUUUUUCUGAGUAAAGGUGAUGCAGAAUUUCUGCAAAUAAUAUCAAACGCUUAAAGACGUCGUCAUGGAGAUCUGAUUAAUUUGAUGACUCAGGGGUUGUGUAUGAAACCUUGUGAGCUGCCUACAUAGACAUAUCGCAUCUCUGAUAUCUACAGUAAAUGCGUAAAUGCUUAUUAUAAAAAUUGGUUGUCACUGUGAUGCCCAAAAAUCUUGUCUAGGUAGGCAGCUCUCUAGGGUAGUCUGCACACUUUGGUCUCUCAAGUCAAAUGCAAUUAGUAAAUAUGAACAUUAUAUGAAUAUUGCAGUUACGAGGGAUUUUAAAGAUUUGAAAGUGAACCAUGUCAAGUGCAGCAGACGGGUGCAUUAAGUUCACUCGCCAUGCUGGUGAUGUGCUGUUCAACUUCAACCGCCUCCGCAGCAGAAACAUCCUGACCGAUGUCACCAUUGUGGUCGGUGGGCAGCAGUUCCGGGCCCAUAAGACAGUUCUGAUGGCAUGCAGUGGCCUCUUCUACUCCAUGUUUGCAGAUGCUUAUAAAAGUACCUUGAGCAUCAUAAGUUUAGAUCCAAAGGUGGACCCUGAUGGCUUUGCCAUAUUGUUGGAGUUCAUGUAUACGUCUUGCCUCACGCUUAAAGAUAACUUCAUUUUAGCCAUCCUCAACACAGCCAUAUAUUUACAGAUGGAGCAUGUGAUGGACACAUGCCAGAGGUUCAUAGACUCCAGGGGCUUGUGUGUGAAGCAGAGCAGAGCAGAGAUGCUGGUUAAUCACGGCAGAAUUAAUUCAUCUCCAGAAGCUCCCUUCCUCCUCAGCGACGCCCUGAGCACCCAAUCCAGCAUGAACUUCAGCACUUAUGGUCCUCCCAACCUGCACUAUGCAGUAAGCACUUCCACAGAAAACCCUUCUCACCUCUACAGACCUCUGCCUCUCCCCGUGGACACCUCCAAGACCACAAACCCCCUCUGGCAGAUCCCGAAGACGGGUGUAAUAGCCCAUCAGCAGCACUCCCCGCCAGACAGCGGAGCCUCGGCUCGGACCAUGACUAACGGAGGAGCCACGGAAGCCAGAGAAGAGAGGAACCGUCCAUCUGUGCUCUUUCACUCUGCUCCAGCUGAAAGAUACAGGAAGACUCCACUUCUGAAUUCAGAGGUGGAGAACACUGAAGCGAGUCACAGCAGCAGCCCCAAGAGCCCUCUCAGAUCGGACUGCCAGCCCAACUCACCCGCAGAGUCCAGCAGCUGCAGUCGAGGAGCGGCGUCUCCUCCCAGCUCCAUCAGUCACCCGAAGAUCCGCAACUGGAAGAAGUACAAGUUCAUUGUGCUGAACUCCACAGACGGAGCGACUGACCAUACCUCACUCACUCCACCCCACACGGUUACAGAACCCACCGACAAGAACAAUGAAGGCCGAGGGCAGCUCAGUAUGGAUAGCAGCUCUACAGAUGAAUGCAUCAAAACAGAAGAGCGUGACUUUUCACUUCCCAACACUUUGACCGAGGAGAGCAGCACGGGAGCCACAAGAUCAGAGCGGGACAGACUCUACUGUAACGAGUGUGAGUCCAAGAGCGAAUCUGACGCAGAGAAGCCGCGGUGGCUACAGGACGGAAAAGAGUACAAGUGUGACCGCUGUCAGGCCAUGUUCUGCUAUAAUGGAAACCUAGCGAGCCCCAAGACCAUCCACACAGAAGAGAAACCGUAUCGCUGCAACGUGUGCGGAGCUCAGUUCAACAGACCUGCCAAUCUGAAGACACACUCACGGAUCCACUCAGGAGAAAAACCAUACAAAUGUGAAACCUGCGGCUCGCGCUUCGUCCAGGUGGCUCAUCUGAGGGCUCACGUACUGAUCCACACCGGAGAGAAACCGUACCCGUGUGACAUCUGCGGCACGCACUUCCGCCACCUUCAGACGCUGAAGAGUCACUUACGAAUCCACACGGGAGAGAAACCUUAUCAUUGUGAGAAUUGUGACCUGCACUUCCGUCACAAGAGUCAGCUGCGUCUGCAUCUGCGACAAAAGCACGGUGCCGUCACCAACACCAAGGUCCAGUAUCGCAGAAGCAGAACCUCUUGAAAAAACAUGAAGCUAUUUAGAGACUCGACAGAAGCAUUUUCAAGUCCUUUAGUGGUACAGCCACAAGAAAAGCCAUCAGAACAUGCAGAUGCCGCAUGGAUCUUUGUCAUGUCGGUGUCCGUGUUUACUCUUAUGGUGACGCUGAAUAUUAUCUCUUAAAUAUGGACUAGUUCACCAGCACAUUCUGCUUGUUUUCACCCAAAUAUCAUGAUGUACGUCAAGUUCUCGCCGAUAGUCCUAGUGGAAGAUUGAGCAUAAUUUUAUCUCUAGUAUUUAUUUUUAUUAGGAAUGCUAUUUCACUCCCUCUCAAUCAAACUAUGCACUGUGUGUGUGUAUAUAUAUAUAUAUAUAUAUAUAUAUACAUAUAUACAAACAAGGAAUAUUGGUACAAAAUAAUUAUGCAACUGCAGUGUGUGUUUUCUCAGUGUGGUACUCUGCUCUGUCUGACAGUUCUGUUGUCAUGUAUUUGUACAGCUGUUUUUGGUACUAGAGGGCCGAAGGUCCUUGUAAUUAAAUAUUUCAUACCAAACAAAA
Messenger RNA from Cyprinus carpio (common carp), 3388 nucleotides. Its product is annotated as B-cell lymphoma 6 protein homolog. Gene Ontology annotation, cellular component: nucleus. Gene Ontology annotation, biological process: regulation of transcription by RNA polymerase II. Gene Ontology annotation, molecular function: RNA polymerase II cis-regulatory region sequence-specific DNA binding; DNA-binding transcription factor activity, RNA polymerase II-specific; protein binding. Lineage: Eukaryota; Metazoa; Chordata; Actinopteri; Cypriniformes; Cyprinidae. The record is from RefSeq and is a predicted model, not a curated record.